ACUGUGCCCAAUAAACACUUGUUACCAUUUUAAUACAGCGAGUUUGAACUUUGAAGUUUGAACUUUGAACGGUCAAAAGCGAAGAGAACCAGACUACAGCACACUUCACCCAUUUUUCUAUUUUUUUAUUUUCGAUUUACUCGAAAAUACACAUAUUUUAAAAUAUAAAAAAAUUAGAAUGGGUUUUCUUCUUUGACUGUCACCAGCGCAUUAUAGCACACCACACAAAAAAGCAGAGAACAACUGUUCCUCACACAAAUCCAAACACGCCAUGGAUCUAACUUUCUCAUCCUCCUAACCUUCGUUUUUGCAAUCAGCCUCCUUCGUUUUCGUUCCAAACGGUGAAUGAGUGGUUUUUGAGCAGUUGAAAGAGAAGGGGAUUCAGUGACGAUGACAUCGGUUGGUGUGGCACCAACCUCAGGUUUGAGAGAAGCUAGUGGCCAUGGAGCAGCAGGUGUUGAUAGAUUGCCUGAGGAGAUGAAUGACAUGAAAAUUAGGGAUGAUAGAGAAAUGGAAGCCACAGUCGUUGAUGGCAAUGGAACGGAGACAGGACAUAUCAUUGUGACUACGAUUGGGGGUAGAAAUGGUCAGCCGAAGCAGACUAUAAGCUAUAUGGCAGAACGUGUUGUAGGGCAUGGAUCAUUUGGAGUUGUGUUCCAGGCUAAAUGCUUGGAAACUGGUGAAACUGUGGCUAUCAAAAAGGUUCUUCAAGACAAAAGGUAUAAGAACCGGGAGCUGCAAACAAUGCGCCUUCUUGAUCACCCGAAUGUUGUCUCUUUGAAGCAUUGUUUCUUUUCAACCACUGAGAAGGAUGAACUAUACCUUAAUUUGGUACUUGAGUAUGUUCCUGAAACAGUUCAUCGUGUGAUCAAACAUUACAACAAGCUGAACCAAAGGAUGCCACUGAUAUAUGUCAAACUCUAUACAUACCAGAUCUUUAGGGCAUUAUCAUAUAUUCAUCGUUGUAUUGGAGUCUGCCAUCGAGAUAUCAAGCCUCAAAAUCUACUGGUCAAUCCACAUACUCACCAGGUUAAAUUAUGUGACUUUGGAAGUGCAAAAGUCUUGGUAAAAGGCGAACCAAAUAUAUCGUACAUUUGUUCUAGGUAUUAUAGAGCACCUGAGCUUAUAUUUGGAGCUACUGAAUAUACUACAGCUAUUGACAUUUGGUCUGUUGGUUGUGUUCUAGCUGAGCUGCUGCUUGGACAGCCUUUGUUCCCUGGUGAGAGUGGAGUUGAUCAGCUUGUUGAGAUCAUAAAGGUUCUGGGCACUCCAACAAGGGAAGAGAUUAAAUGCAUGAACCCUAAUUAUACAGAAUUUAAAUUCCCACAGAUUAAAGCACAUCCAUGGCACAAGAUCUUCCAUAAGCGCAUGCCUCCAGAGGCUGUUGAUUUGGUAUCAAGACUACUACAAUACUCCCCUAACCUGCGGUGCACAGCUUUAGAUGCGUUGACACAUCCUUUCUUUGAUGAGCUUCGUGACCCAAAUACUCGCUUGCCAAAUGGUCGUUUUCUUCCACCACUAUUUAAUUUCAAAUCUCACGAACUGAAGGGAGUCCCAGCUGAGAUUUUGGUGAAAUUGGUUCCAGAGCAUGCAAGGAAGCAAUGUCCGUUUCUUGGCUUGUGAUAUGUCGUGAAAUGUAACAAAUCUGCCAGUGUUGUUUCCAUAUGAGAAUGCUACGCAUUCGUUCAAUUCGAUAUAUUUGUUCGUAUCUUUGUUGUAAUCGGUUGCCUUGUAAAAGCAGAUUUAGAGAUACAUGCUACUACUCAUUAUUACCCAACCCUCGAUGGGUAUGCAGAAUACCCUGUUUCCUGUAUCACAGCAGAUUGUAACAAGCAAUAGAAGACACGUCUGCAAUUAUCUAAAUGUUGUAUUUGUUGAGACAAUGAUGGGUGGUUGGCUUAAUUUAGUUAAUGGUGGUUGGAAGUUGUAAUGGCCUUGUCUGUCGGCAUGUUAAUUUUUCACGCUGUCGGUAAUAUCUGGUGAAAGGACAUGGGACCAAGUCUCGGUGCUUGUCUGUAAUAGAUAACUGGGUUGAGAAAUACUAGUAUUAAACUACUCCAUAAAUGGAAGUGAUCGUUGUUAGUGUAAUAAAAACAGGUCAGGAAGGUUUGUUCUGUUUCUCUUUUUUUUUUUUUUUCUAAAAUAUCAUGGUUGUGAUGUCUGAGAGGACUUGGGUCAACACUGUUGAAAAACUUGUAUAGGCAAGCACGACUCUUUGUUAUGGUACAAGGGUUAUCCGGGGAAGUAGGUCAAGGUAAUUGUCAUUUCUACUGACAUAAGAAAAUGAGUUAGCACAGUGAACAGACUAAAAUGUUUUGCCGUUGG
This is a messenger RNA of Abrus precatorius (Indian licorice), 2325 nucleotides long. RefSeq names its product shaggy-related protein kinase alpha-like. The transcript is spliced from 13 exons. The record is from RefSeq and is a predicted model, not a curated record. Gene Ontology annotation, molecular function: ATP binding; protein serine/threonine kinase activity. Gene Ontology annotation, biological process: protein phosphorylation; signal transduction. Gene Ontology annotation, cellular component: cytoplasm. NCBI's taxonomy places the organism in Eukaryota, Viridiplantae, Streptophyta, Magnoliopsida, Fabales, Fabaceae. The coding region runs from base 391 to 1623 and encodes 410 amino acids.